Scleropages formosus (Asian bonytongue) is the source of this 1000-nucleotide messenger RNA. Its product is annotated as inositol monophosphatase 1-like. The transcript is spliced from 9 exons. Bases 88 to 936 code for a protein of 282 amino acids. Gene Ontology annotation, molecular function: inositol monophosphate 1-phosphatase activity. NCBI's taxonomy places the organism in Eukaryota, Metazoa, Chordata, Actinopteri, Osteoglossiformes, Osteoglossidae. The record is from RefSeq and is a predicted model, not a curated record. Gene Ontology annotation, biological process: signal transduction; inositol metabolic process; phosphatidylinositol phosphate biosynthetic process.
AGAGACCGGAAGUCAACGCUUUUAUUUUUUUCCUCCUUCAUUUCAGUGUCGGAGGGUUUUCUUCCACAGCACAUACAUCUGCACAGCAUGGCUGACCCCUGGCAGGAUGCAAUGGACCUUGCUGUGGCUGUGGCCAGGGAAGCAGGAGCGGUGAUCAGGGACGCCCUGCAGAAUGACAUGAUGAUCAUGUGCAAGAGCUCCUCUGUGGACUUGGUCACCAAGACAGACCAAAAGGUGGAGGAGCUCAUCAUCUCCUCCAUAAAGCAGAAGUUCCCCACACACAGCUUCAUCGGGGAGGAGUCUGUAGCUGCUGGACAUCUGUGUGCCCUGACUGACAACCCCACUUGGAUCAUUGACCCUGUGGAUGGGACCACUAACUUUGUACACAGGUUCCCGUUUGUGGCCGUGUCCAUUGGUUUUGCAGUCAAGAAAGAGCUGGUGUUCGGGGUGGUGUAUAGCUCUGUAGAGGACAAAAUGUACACAGGCCGGAAAGGGAAGGGGGCGUUCUGCAAUGGGCAGCCGCUUCAGGUGUCUGACCAGACAGACAUCAAGCAGUCCCUCGUCGUCAGCGAGUUUGGCUCCAACAGAGACCCAGAGGUGGUCGACAAGAUCUUAACCACCAUGCAGAAGAUCCUGUGCAUCCCAGUCCAUGGGGUGCGCAGCAUUGGCACGGCAGCCACCAACAUGUGCCUGGUGGCCUCGGGUUCUGCGGAGGCCUACUAUGAGAUCGGCGUGCACUGCUGGGACAUCGCAGCUGCCUCCGUCAUCGUCAUGGAGGCUGGGGGUGUUCUGAUGGAUGUGGAAGGAGGACCUUUGGACCUCAUGUCCAGGAGAGUAGUGGCAGCCAACAACAGCACAAUCGCUGAGCAAAUCGUCAAAGAGAUUAAAGUGUUUCCUGCUGAAAGAGAUGACACUUCCUGCGGGGACACACACUGAGCGCUGCAUGGAAAUAAACUAGGUUUUAAUCUUUUUCAGUAUUAUACGUUUAAAAAAAAAAAAA